Messenger RNA from Drosophila suzukii, 719 nucleotides. Its product is annotated as dynein regulatory complex protein 8. Gene Ontology annotation, molecular function: calcium ion binding. Lineage: Eukaryota; Metazoa; Arthropoda; Insecta; Diptera; Drosophilidae. The record is from RefSeq and is a predicted model, not a curated record.
UUUAAUACUUUCCACCCACACAACUUGUCUCAGUUGGUAAGAAAAACUCAAGCCCUCAACAUGGAUAUGGAUUUAAACAACGACUUGGAGAAACGCAUUUCGGAUGCCUUUUGUGUGUUUGAUCAUCAUGGUGACAAGUUCAUAGAUGUUCGAGAAGUGGGCACUGUUCUGAGACUUUUGGGUUGUGUUCCCACAGAGGAGGAGGUUAAUGAAGUAAUCUCGGCCACAGAAUCGGAGGAGACCAGUGGCGAAGUCCACUUGACCAAAUUUUUGCCACACGUCUCGCAAUUGCUCAUGGAACGCAAAAUGGAACCUGCUCCGCCGGAGAAAAUUCUGCAGGCCUUUAAGAUCUUGGAUCCUGAAAACAAGGGUUAUCUUACCAAGGAGAGCUUUGGAAAACUGAUGAUGGAGGAGGGUGAGCCGUUUACCCAGGAGGAAAUGGAUGAGAUGUGGCCAGUGGCCAUAGAUCCCAUCAGCGGGCAUAUACCUUAUGAGUUCUACUUGAAUCAGCUGAUGGUCUAUCUGUAGGCGAUGAGAUAAGCUUCUCAGAUAAUAUUGCCGCUAUAUUCUGGUAUCUCAUUUUUUCACUAUAGAUACUAUAUACCAGGCAGAUUCCAACUUCCUGAAGCACCUACCUACUAUUUUGUCAGCCUUAUGCCGCUAUAAAAGUGCAAGUAGAGUUCAAUAAAGUCCCCAAUUUACCCUCGUUAACGGGAUGU